AUGCUUUCCAUCGACCCACGGUAGGCUACCAACAUUCUACAUUCUAUUAGAGACUAAUAUUAAUCACACCCAAUGAAAAUAAUAAAUAUACAAUGCUUGAUUUCUACACUUGAGGCCUAUGCAGGUCUGGCCAAAGACAUGACGUAGUGUGAGAUGGUGUGUUCCAGUUACUAUCAUCUUUCCUGUUGUAACAAUUGUGGAUUAGGGGAUGUGCAAUGUUGAUUCUUUAAGAUGAGUUCAAGGAUAUUUCUGAUGAGUUCUAAGUGUUCCAUCUUCACAGGUCGGGGACAGUCAAUGUGGAGAUGUGGGGUCAAAGCGGUCUGAAUGGAACAUCAACAGGAUCAGGAGUUCCCAAACACCAAGCGCAGCAUCACGUCUGGGUUGACUUGCUAACUAACGCUUUCAUUAUUAUUAUCCAUUCCUUUAGAGUGCCAAUGUCUCUCAGGUCACCACUGCUAGGACUCAGCACUCCCAUGUUUCUAAGACAGGCGAACUGCAGGAAAGCCUAAGUCAGCUCAGAGCUAAUACUAGUCUAGACCGCAUUGAUCUCAGGAAGCACAGGAAAUCAGUCGAUCUGAGGAAUGGUGGUUUGAAGCCUUAGAAACCUGUUGGCCCACAGAGACCAAGUCUUUUCCAGUGUACUGGCAUAACUCCAGGUGAAGUCACAUAGUUCCUGUUAUUUCAUUUAAAACUGAGCCUUCUUCAGACUUUGUACUGCAACCAUUGACAAAAUGUAUGAAAUUAAGUUGUUCAAGACUGCUUAACCUUUUGAUGUGAUGAUAAAAGCACCUCGCCUCCUCAGCCCCCACUAGGAAUGUGCAAGAGAAAUACCACCAGGGCGACAACACAUCUCCAGAAUUCAGGCGCUUCUAUGAGGUGAUUCUUGAGGAGCCACAGAGGAGACGUCAAGACCGGCAAAGGCAAGCACCGACAGCCCAUUAA
Messenger RNA from Coregonus sp. 'balchen', 942 nucleotides. NCBI's taxonomy places the organism in Eukaryota, Metazoa, Chordata, Actinopteri, Salmoniformes, Salmonidae. The record is from the annotation of a GenBank genome assembly.